Molecule: messenger RNA, 2044 nt
Organism: Impatiens glandulifera
Lineage: Eukaryota; Viridiplantae; Streptophyta; Magnoliopsida; Ericales; Balsaminaceae
Product: probable histone-arginine methyltransferase 1.3
Exons: 15
Coding region: 169-1749 (526 amino acids)
Biological process (GO): peptidyl-arginine methylation
Molecular function (GO): protein-arginine N-methyltransferase activity
Source: RefSeq, a predicted model, not a curated record
UCAAGCUUGUCCCUUUAAUCUGAAACGCCAAAAACAAAAUGAUUCUUCUUCAGUCGGCGCCUCCUUUUUCAAUCUUCCACUUGUUUCUUCUAAUCAUAAACCCUAAUUUAGUAAUCUCUCCUUUGAUAUAUUGAUUAUUGAUGUGCAUUCGUUAUUAAGAAUCCAACAAUGGAGUUUCACGAUGGGCAGAGACAAGAAGAAGAAUUCGUAAUAGCUUCUAUCUCUUCUCUUAACUCUUCUUCAGAGGUUUCUAGUUCCCCUCUUGUAGUUCGUUUUAGCUCCGUUUCUGGAGUUGCGGAGCUUCGGUUUCAUCAGGCAUCGGAAUCAAGUGAUGAUGUUCAAGUUGAUCUUCCAACUUCUAAGAUUUUGAAGUUAAGCCCCACUCGAUCACUAUGUUUAUCUGAAGGUUCUGAAGAUGGGAAAGAGAAAGCAUAUGCUUCGGGGUUAAUUAUUCAAUUUAGGAAGGAUGAUGAGAGUGAUGUGUUUCAUUCUGCAUUUGAUCGAUGGAAAAAAAGGGUGGUUCCACAAGCAUCACUUUUAUCAAAUGGUCCUUUGCAAGAUUCUAAAAGCAAGUUCGACUCCAAAAUAGAGGCAUCUUCUUCUAAAAUGUAUUUCCAUUACUAUGGACAGCUGCUACAUCAGCAAAAUAUGUUACAAGACUAUGUGAGAACAGGGACAUAUUAUGCUGCAAUAAUUGAGAACAGUGAAGAUUUUAUAGGCCGUGUUGUUGUGGAUGUGGGUGCUGGAAGCGGUAUAUUAUCUCUAUUUGCUGCUCAGGCUGGUGCAAAGCAUGUUUAUGCUGUGGAAGCUUCUGAGAUGUCAGAAUAUGCACUUAAGCUUAUUGCUGGAAACCCAUCAUUGGCCGAACGAAUUACGGUAGUGAAGGGUAAGGUUGAAGAAGUUAAUUUACCUGAGAAGGCAGAUAUUUUGAUCUCUGAACCGAUGGGCACUCUAUUGGUCAAUGAAAGAAUGCUGGAGUCCUAUGUCAUUGCAAGAGAUCGGUUUCUUAAUCCAAAUGGGAAAAUGUUCCCCUCGAUUGGAAGAAUUCAUAUGGCUCCCUUCAGUGAUGAGUAUUUGUUUGUUGAAAUUGCAAAUAAGGCCCUUUUUUGGCAGCAACGUAAUUACUAUGGAGUUGAUCUGACACCCUUGUAUGGAUCUGCAUUUCAAGGAUACUUCUCACAGCCUGUGGUUGAUGCUUUUGAUCCAAGGAUUUUGGUUGCACCUGCCAUAACCCAUGUAAUCAAUUUCAGUUCCAUAAAGGAAGAAGCAUUAUACGAAAUUGAUGUUCCACUGAAAUUCAAAGCCUCGGUUGGAACUAGAAUUCAUGGGUUGGCUUGUUGGUUUGAUGUUUUGUUCAAUGGAAGUACUGUUCCAAGAUGGCUGACUACAGCUCCAGGUGCACCAACAACCCACUGGUAUCAGCUAAGAUGUGUCCUCUCUCAGCCAAUUUAUGUCAUGCCUGGCCAAGAAAUUACGGGUCGACUUCAUUUGAUUGCCCAUAAUGCCCAGAGUUAUACUAUUUAUCUAACAAUGUCAGCCAAAAUGUGGGGUCCAGGUGCUGAACAAGGAGGAAUUCUACAAACAUCUUCUUGUAAAUUUGAUCUCAAAGAACCUUACUAUCGAAUGUCUCAGCCUCAAGCUUAUCCCGUUGCCCAAGACAAUCCACUAAUGAAUAUGCAGGAUAUUCAAAUACAAUGCCAGGAGGAUGAUACUUCUAAUUUGAUUCAUCAACUAACACCACUAAAUUGAAGAGUUUUUCGAAUAAUUAAUGAUAAAAGAAAGGGUUUUAUUAUCAUCUAUAGGUAAUUAUGUGAACAAUUGCCUAUUUGAAACAAAGUGUGCAUGUUCUUCUAGGAAUAAUAACAAGUGUGUUGUUUCUUUGAUAGAGAUAUCAUCUUAUUCAUAACACCCCAAACUUUCAUGUCUUGUAUUGAGUUUUUUUUUUUUUUCAUUUGAAACUUUAGUGCCACGUCAAACAGGUUGGAUUGAAAUAUUUUAAUUGUCAUUUCAGCAAAAAAAAUAAAAAAAUUCUUAAAUGUUUGUA